Messenger RNA from Sitophilus oryzae (rice weevil), 1909 nucleotides. It is a transcript of the gene Bx42, whose product is annotated as puff-specific protein Bx42. Gene Ontology annotation, cellular component: spliceosomal complex. The coding region runs from base 205 to 1815 and encodes 536 amino acids. Lineage: Eukaryota; Metazoa; Arthropoda; Insecta; Coleoptera; Curculionidae. The transcript has a single exon. The record is from RefSeq and is a predicted model, not a curated record. Gene Ontology annotation, biological process: mRNA splicing, via spliceosome.
ACGCCAUUUUAAGUUUUCGGCUUUAAAAGGCAGCGAUUUUUCCUUGACGUUUUCAGUUUUCAGUUUUCAAUUUCCAUUUACCAUUUGCCAGUCGUUGGUCUUGGAAUUGUUAAGUUUUGUAGUUUAACAAAUUUUGAAAUUUUACUUUAACUUCAGUUUUAAGAUAGUGUAGUAAAGUGUUUAUUAGUUUCCAUAUAAUAUACAAUGGAACUUUCAACUAUAUUACCUGCCCCAGUGCAACCCGUUUGGGAUAGGGACGAUGAAAGAAGAAAGAGAGCCGCUUUAAAGCCUUACAUGGAACUAGUUUCCGCACAAGCAAUAGCCCCGCCAUACGGACAAAGACGAGGCUGGGUCCCCCGAAAUGUUACCGAUUAUGGCGAUGGAGGUGCAUUUCCAGAGAUUCAUGUUGCCCAAUAUCCGUUGGAAAUGGGGCGCAAGAAAAACUCAUCUUCUAAUGCUCUGGCUGUACAGUUAGAUGCGGAUGGAAAAGUUAAAUAUGACGUUUUGGCGAGACAAGGACAUUCCAAAGACAAGAUUGUAUAUUCUAAACUCUCUGAUCUUUUGCCAGUCGAAGUAGUUGCUGAAAACGACCCCUCAUUAGAAAAACCAUCUCAAGAAGAGGUAGAAGAUACCACUGAAAAAACGAGACAGGCUUUGAUGAGGCUUACUAAUUCCAAAAUAGCUGCCGCUAUGCCAGUUCGUGCUGCAGAGAAAUUAGGCCCUGCACAGUUUAUUCGUUACACUCCUUCCCAACAAGGAGCUGCCUUUAAUUCUGGCGCCAAGCAGAGGAUUAUCAGAUUAGUUGAAGCUCAAGUUGACCCUAUGGAGCCGCCGAGAUUUAAAAUCAACAAGAAAAUUCCAAGAGGGCCACCAUCUCCCCCUGCACCUGUGUUACAUAGUCCUACUAGAAGAGUAACAGUGAAGGAACAGAAAGAAUGGAAAAUUCCACCGUGCAUAUCGAACUGGAAAAACGCCAAGGGAUACACAGUGCCUUUAGAUAAAAGAUUAGCAGCAGAUGGAAGAGGUUUACAACAGUUACAUAUCAAUGAAAAUUUUGCAAAACUGGCAGAAGCUUUGUAUAUUGCUGACAGAAAAGCUCGUGAAGCUGUUGAAACAAGAGCACAACUGGAGAAGAAAUUGGCGCAGAAAGAAAAAGAAGCCAAAGAAGAGCAUUUAAGGCAACUGGCCCAAAAAGCGCGUGAUGAAAGGGCCGGCAUUAAAGUACCAGGAGCAGGUCAUUCUAAGAACAUGGACGAUGAAGAACAAGAGAGAGAAUUGCUUAGGCAGGAUAGACACAAAGAGAGAGCCAGGGAGAGAAAUCUAGCUAGAGCGGCUCCCGACAAGAGAAGUAAAUUACAGCGCGAAAGAGAAAGAGAUAUAUCUGAACAAGUUGCUCUUGGAAUGCCAGCAAGAGGCGUUUCUUCAAAUGAAACUCAAUUUGAUUCCCGUUUGUUUGGUCAAGCCAAAGGUUUGGGUCAAGGAUAUGGCGACGAUGAAGCUUAUAACGUUUACGAUAAACCAUGGCGAGAUGGAGGUUCAAUGGCAAAUCAUUUGUACAGGCCUAACAAAAAUAUUGACAAGGAGGCGUAUGGUGGAGAAGAACUAGAGCAGGCAAUAAAAACAAACCGAUUUGUACCAGAUAAGGAAUUUGGCGGUACCGAUAGGUCAGGAGCAGCUCGCAGUGGACCUGUGCAGUUUGAAAAGGAGGAAGAUCCAUUCGGUUUAGAUCAGUUCUUGUCGCAAGCUAAAAGGGCCAGUAAACGGAAGGAACCUGAGAAAAGAGAUGACAGAGAUAAGAAGAAGCGUAGAGAUUAAUCUAUUGUACUUUGCUUUUUUUUAUUUUCACUUGUAUAAGACCUCAUUUAUAUAAUAUGUAAUAUAGUUUGUAAGUAAAUAAAUAUAAAUAUUC